Molecule: messenger RNA, 777 nt
Organism: Nymphalis io (European peacock)
Lineage: Eukaryota; Metazoa; Arthropoda; Insecta; Lepidoptera; Nymphalidae
Product: peptidoglycan-recognition protein LB-like
Exons: 4
Coding region: 158-775 (205 amino acids)
Biological process (GO): innate immune response; peptidoglycan catabolic process
Molecular function (GO): N-acetylmuramoyl-L-alanine amidase activity; zinc ion binding; peptidoglycan binding
Source: RefSeq, a predicted model, not a curated record
GGCGACUUUGUGUUUAAUUGUUUUUACGGUCUCAUGAUGGGAAAGUACCGCACUUUGGAGUUGAUCAUAUAAGGAAGGUUUUGAUAAAUGAUCGUCAAAGUACACUUGUGAACCAACAAGAAUUGGUGUUUUUCGCUCUGGAACCAAUUUAGUAAUAAUGUCUGAUUUUAGAAUUUUCCCAGUUUUAGUAUUAGUAAUAGUUACUAAUAUGUAUACUGUUAAUAGCUAUCCGAAAUCUCUUGGUGAAGAAUCAUAUGUAUUAUAUUCGAGAGAAGACUGGGGUGCCGUUCCGCCUACUGACGUGGAACCAAUAAAAACACCAGUACCUUAUGUGAUCAUACACCACACGUAUAUACCGGAGGCCUGCAACACAACAAGACAGUGCAUGGCUUCAAUGCGAUCUAUGCAAAACUAUCAUAAUUCAUUAGAUUGGGGUGAUAUUGGUUAUAAUUUUUGCGUGGGUAGCGAAGGCGGAGUUUAUGAAGGAAGAGGCUGGCACACGAUAGGCAUACACGCGGGGCCUGCAAAUAGCUUUAGCAUAGGAAUCUGUCUCAUUGGUGAUUGGAGAGUGGAACAACCACCAGAAGAAAUGUUAAAGGCGACAAAAGCUUUAAUCAACACUGGUGUACUCAACGGUGUCCUCAGCCCCGAUUACAAGUUAAAGGGGCAUAGUCAAAUUAUGUCCACGGAAUGCCCCGGGACAGCAUUACAAACUAUCAUAUCGAAAUGGGAUCACUUCUCGGAAGAAACUAAGUUUAUUAAACCACAGAUUUAAGA